Schistocerca gregaria is the source of this 3620-nucleotide messenger RNA. RefSeq lists its product as uncharacterized. Bases 552 to 2828 code for a protein of 758 amino acids. The transcript has 3 exons. The record is from RefSeq and is a predicted model, not a curated record. NCBI's taxonomy places the organism in Eukaryota, Metazoa, Arthropoda, Insecta, Orthoptera, Acrididae.
GAGCGCAGUCGGUCGGGAGGUGUAUAGGCUGUCACGAAAUUGGUCGGUCUGUCGGUCAGCCGAUAAGUUGUGGGGACCGUAAGUGAUACAUGAUUAUCCAUUUGUGGUCAUGUUUUUGUUCUAUAUCUCAUUAACAUAUAACUUUGGAUACUGGAAUUGUCUAAAAAAUUACUCACAUGUGACGUCAGUACCGCCGAUCCGACGUACGCACCAGCAAUCAGCCAAGCGAUUUGCAGGAAGAAAUGAAUAUUUAAAGUCAAAUAAUCUGCUUUUAAUCUAAUGCAAGACAAACAGAGGGCUGAGUGAAUACUUUUCGAGUCGGACAGCAAAAGGGCUACAUGAAGUAAACGAAACAAACAUUGAAGCAGGACCGCGACGGCGGCCAGUUUACGUGGAAACGACAGAGGAAACUCCACUUGGCCGGCGCACAGCCCUUAGUGCUCGUCUACAGCUACUGCAGGGGAGGGGGGUUCUUCGUUUCACGAGACGGAUUAGGCUCAGCCCACUGCGAGUAACUGCAUCCUACAUGAAGUACUGUCCCAGCCUCCAGGAUGGACAUUGACGGUGAUUGGAAAAUGAAGACGCACUCAGAAUUAUCAGGCGCUAGAUCCCACAGUGCAAGGCUGAAUGUCGGCAAAGUUAAAAGUGUCGGAGGGUCAACGGGACAGUUUCAGAAAGCAGUACACAUAGUGAAGGAGCACAGCUACUCUUUGCCCGUCCAGUUCAAGCAUGACAACUAUGGACAAGGCUCCUCACUACAUAGUGUGUCUGGAGCCUCAGCAGAACAAGUUACUGAUGAGACAGGCCGUAGAUACGCUGUAGCUAAAAGGAGACUUAAAAGUGUCAGCGUUGUUAGAAGAGACAGCAGUAGCAGUAGCAGUGGCAGUGGCAGUAGCGGCGGGGACAGCAGCGGUAACAAGACAGCCAAUAUCGGCGCCGACGGCAUUGGUAAUGGGAGAGGCAGUAGCGACAGCGCCGGAAGCGGCAACGGGAGAGGAGGUAGCAACAGCAACAGCGACAGCGCCGGAAGCGGCAACGGGAGAGGAGGUAGCAACAGCGACAGCGACGGCAGCGGCAACGGGAGAGGCGGUAGCAACAGCGACAGCGACAGCGACGGCAGCGGCAGCGGCAACGGGAGAGGCGGUAGCAACAGCAGCAGUAGCAGGAGUAGUAGUAACAAUUGUGUUGGCAGUAGCAGCAGCAGCAGCAGCAGCAGUACUAACAGUAGCACCAGUUGCUCUCCUGUUCACAAUAGCUCACAUGACACACACAAAGACAUUUACAUUGGUUCCAAAAUUAGUUACCCAGAAUACAGACAGGGUGUAGGUAAAAGCAACAAGGAAACUGAAGCUUUAAACCCAUCUGAAGUUCAGAGUUACAGCGUAUUGUGUCAAGGACAACACAUGGAUACUCCCUUUCUCCUCAAAGGAAAGGUCGGAACCAACAUAGGAAACACACCACGCACUUGCAGGAUGAGAAGUCUUAGUGAUAGCAGUAGCAGCAGCAGCGAAAGAGAUGAUAGAAUAGCUGCAGAAGGAUUUCGUACCAAUAAAUUUCCAGCCUUAAGUAAAGAUGUAGCAAAAGCAUAUCAAAAAGCUGUAGACCCCAGGGAAGAGAAGCGGAGAGAAGAAAACACUUGGGAUGUGAUUGGUAAAUGUAUGGAAGCAGUAGAAUCGAGAAUUUGUUACCUUUGCUCUCUUGCCGAGACUGUAUUCGGCGACUGCUAUAGGCCUUACGAUCCUAUGGGGAAAUCGGAUGCAGAUACUGACACUAGCGACCUAGGUACAUCUGAGGGCUGUUCAUACAGUGAACAGAGACUAAAGGCUGUCGAAGCCUGCUUAUCAGAAGCCUACAUUGAUCUCGCUUCGGAAGAAGACGAAGAAACCGAAUUGAUUGGCCCGAUACUUCCAGGAGGGCAGAUCGGCGAAUGUAGCAGAGAAGAGAUCGUAGAAGGCAUUAGAAAAGACGAAGAACUAUUAUCUGAGGAGACCGUGUCCAGUGACGAAUGCAGAGAGAGUGCGAGCUCAGGAACAAAAAUAAAGAUACCAGAAGACGCUUCCUCCAGUCACUAUGGAGUGUUCGAAGGAAUCAUGGAAUGUGACGAGCCGCCUUACUGUGCAAAAGAGGUCUUCGACGUUUGCAAAGACGCUCGCAAGUCUGUGAAGAGAGCUGUUCGAAAUCUUGAAAAAUUAUCCGAUAUGACCAAUAGAGCUAAGCAGUAUGUAGAAGAGAUAAACGUAACCUACGCCCUUUUUCUUAGCUGCAUGAACUGUGUGAUCAGCGUCGUGAGGCCUGCUAUGGAGGCGGACCGGCUCGCCCAGCAAGCGCGGCGAAACAUACGCACACUGGACCGUGCGACAGCAGCCGCACUUGUUGAUACCGCCAGCAGUGUGUCGAGGUGUGCAGAGUCGGCUCUGUCCUGCGCGGAGGAGGCCGUGGAGUUUCACUCGGACGCCAUCGGCGCUUUGUCAGCCGCUGAGACCUCACUGCACGAGAUAGAGAGCGACGAACUCGUCAGCAAGGACACAGUCCUGGAAAUAUCAGUCGUCUCUGCCGUCAUCGACAUGCUUGCAGAGCAGAUGGCCGACACUAAUCUGAAUGAACUACACGAAAAGAGAGACGGAGUGAGAUACAAGGCCGGUAAUACUUCGUGGACGUUACUAACGUCAAAAUCGGAUAGCGACAAGCUGGAACACCUGUACAGAAGGUGUAACUAUGCGCGCGUCCAGCUUCUGGAGAAUCUUGCGUGGGCGACGAACUACUCCGUGAAUGCGAUGGACGCAGCUGCGAAAGUGCUAGAAACACUGUCCACUCCAAACGAGCCGUAGCGUUGCCUCACAUAAACUAGCCACGACCAAUUCUCAGAACAGCCAACUUUCAGCCGGAGCGAGAUUUUUAAAAAUGUUUCACGCUACACGGCGGCAUACAAACUUACAUACCUUGUGUAUUACAACUACAUGUCUAAAUUUUUGUAUCACCAGUGUCUAAUAUACAGCUCCGACAAUAUUAUCUCUCCUACCAAUUUCAAGAAAAGUUUCAAUAGUACUGGAACUAAACAGUACUUCGGCGUCAGUGCUUCUAAUUGUGCAUUUAAUAAGUCAGGUGUCAGCGACCACAAAAAUCCAUAAACUGCAUUUAUUUUAAGUUACUAGCGUUCUCGUCUGACAGAUACAUUGAUACCACACAGUGAAUGUGGUAGUUAGACAACAGAGGUUAUCUACCAUGAGACACUCUAACCUUGCUACAAUAACAUGGUGGGUAGUGCCUUACUUUAAACGUCAUGAGAGAAUUUACUUGAACUGCUGAACUUGUUACUGUUCAUACGGUCCCUACGAUAAUAAUCACAAGAAGUUGAAAAUAAUUACUUUUUAAAUAUGUUUCAUUAUAAUGCAUAUACAUAUGGUCACCGAAUGCUGUUGGAUUUUAUUCCAAAAAUCUCCAUUCUUCUUUUACUAAUUCCUUAAGUAAAUGUAUAAUCAAACGGCUGCAAUGAUUUUGCAGUUCACUCAUUCAAGACAAUAACUACUGUGAUUACACUAUGUGUAAAUAUUGGCAGUUAAGUUAUACAUGGUCAAAUUGUAACAUUAAUUAUGUAACAAUAAAAAUUUAGCAACUAUGAA